UUACACUGUGUCUAAACAUUCUGUAUAUAUAAUCCCUUUUCUAUUUUGAAAGGUGCUUAUGCACGGUUUUAUCAGUGUGUGACCAUGUACUGUCUACGGGUCAUAAUCGCGGGUGCCUUGGCAGCUAUUUUAGCUUUUAACCGUGCCUGUGAAAGCACUAGAAGUGUUUUGAGGAGUCCCGCAUGUCUUUCUCCCGUCUUUCUCGAGCUUAGGGAGGGUCUCUCAAGUUUGCGCCACCGCCGCAAGAAAUCCAAAAAGUCUCGUCGCAAGGGUAACAAGGACGGUGCCAAAUCUGAUGAGUCUGCUGACUCUGGUAAGUCCACGGAUGCUGACAAGGAAAAGAAGGAGGAGUCUCCUAGCUCCAAGGAUGAUGUGACCAACUCAUCUACUUCUCCAGUCGAUGAUAAAUCAAAAUCUGAGGAAGAGAAGAAGUCAUCUGAGGAACAGAAGGAUGACAGCCACAGCAACUCCGUAGACAACUCAGAGGUUAAGAAGAGCGAUUCCGAGGAGCACAAUGACGAGAACAAGCCGCAUGAGGAAGAGCACAAGGAUGAGAAGUCACAUGACGAUGAUCACAAGGAUGACAACAAGUCACAUGAGGAAGAGCACAAGGAUGACAAGGAAGCUACAGAUGAGCAGAAAAACGACUCUGUAUCUACUAGUGACAACACAAGCAGCUCAUCUGAUGACAAAGAGACCAAGAGUGAUGACACCUCCUCAUCUGAUGACUCUAAGGAUUCUAACAGUUCAUCUGAUUCCGCAUCGAGUGUUAGCAGUGACAGCUCUGAUAAGGACAGCACUCCCUCUACUGAGUCAUCGGAUGACAAGAAGGACGGUGACAAAUCAGAUACAUCUGCGGACAGCGAUUCCCAUUCGGAUACCAAGGAACCCGUCGCAGUGUCCUUAUUAGAGGAACGCAACCACCCCGUGGAACAUGCUGAGCACGAGUCCUUCCACCACCACCAGUUAGAUCUGGAUGAUGACAAUUCCAUGAAUGAAGUUGAUAAAAAUGAAACUACCGAGCAGAAGACUAUGGACAAGCACCACGUAGAGAACACCAACGCGACCGAGAAUGAACGAUCUUCUGAGGACAACGUCGACAGUACCGAGGAUUCCACAGAGAAACCAACUAACAACCACGCAGCAAAUGUGGAAGAGCACUCCGACAAUCUGGAACAGGAUAACGCCAUAGAGGCCAAAUCUGAGCACAAAGAGGAAUCCAAAACCGAAGAGAACACCGGCAACUCUGAUGAUGCCCAAAUCGAGGAGGUACCUUCAAAGGAAGAGAGGUCUGUAAAGGAAGAGCACACUUCCCAUGCUGGCGAGGUUCACCACUCGGUCCAUGACAAUGCUGUACACAGGGAACACACCCACGCCCACACCAACCACGUUGAUCACACCCGUGUUAACCACGUUGAUUCCCACGAGCCCAAAGAGGCUCCCAAGAGCGUUGAUGUCGAGUCCAGUGACGAGACUGUCAACUGUGCUGAGGGAUCAAACUGUGAACACAGCAAGGAACCCAUUGAGUCUCAAGAGGAAAUCAAGGAACACAAACACGCUGCUUCAAACUCGAACGAGCAUGCUCAUGAGCAUUUCAAACAUGAGCACCACCACGACGAAUCUGGUCACAAGCACGAAUCACACAUGCACUCGGCUCACAGCAAGGUAUCUGAUUCCGACGGUGACAUCCCACUAUUUGACUUCCAGCAACCCGACAGGACUUGCUCCAUCGACUGCGUAGACACUUGCCAAAGUGCAUUGGGCGGUAAGAAUCAAUGUAUGGCUGAAGGUGUCGACGGUACUACUUGCGCCCCCUUCCACGACGCCACCAACAUGGAGUGUGACGCUAAAAUGAAGCCCUGUGUGAUGCCCAGGGUGGAUGCAACUCAGAAGUAUGAAAUUCAAGGAAGCACACGUGACAAUCCUCAGCCCGAUAGGUUCACUAUUCUCGGUAACAACUUCAACAACUGCGUUUCGCUAUUGCUCACGAUUGAGCGCCAGUCUUGCAACAAGUUGUACGUUAACAACAACAUUACUAUGACUCGCCAAGCUUUAUCUCCUGACUACAAGGUUGAGCGAACAACGGACGCUCUCAUCUUCACUAACGUCAAGGUGUACAUGCCUGGUAUUUACCGCGUUUGUCUUUAUCAGCAGUACGAGCGUCCUACAGCCAGGUUUUCUAUGUUCGCCAUGUUGACUGGAUGGUUGAACUUCUUCAAACCUGCAAGUGAUGACAACCCGGUGCGUACUGUGUACAGCAUUGAUGCCGGUUUGUUGUUUGUCCACUAGGUGUUGCUAGAUCGUAGUCGACACUCAC
Babesia bovis T2Bo is the source of this 2317-nucleotide messenger RNA. RefSeq lists its product as uncharacterized. The record is from RefSeq and is a predicted model, not a curated record. Bases 85 to 2289 code for a protein of 734 amino acids. NCBI's taxonomy places the organism in Eukaryota, Apicomplexa, Aconoidasida, Piroplasmida, Babesiidae. The transcript has 3 exons.